Messenger RNA from Symbiodinium natans, 3301 nucleotides. The record is from the annotation of a GenBank genome assembly. NCBI's taxonomy places the organism in Eukaryota, Dinophyceae, Suessiales, Symbiodiniaceae.
AUGGCUUGCAGAAUCUGCGUCAUCCUGCUCCUGUCAAGACAAGCACAGUGCAUCGUCUUUGAAGAGAUUUUCCAGUGGUGCAACGUGGCCAGCAACAAAUGCCGGGGACAGUUGCAAGGUUUGCGGAUCGAUGGCUCAUGGCCAACCGCCUCAGGCUUCGAAGGACCAGGCUUCUCGUACCCUGUGGACUGGGAUGGAGAUGGAGUGAUGGACAUUGUCCAUGCGAAGACACAGUUUUCGCCCGCCGACGUGGAUGAAGAUGUGCUCGACACAAGGGCCGUCCUACACUUCUUGUCUGGCAACGCCACCUUGUCCGAUCAGAACAAUUCGCCCGAAGGCGUCCAGGUACCCCUCGGGUUUAUCGAUUUCGCUGACUGGGCAGGCAACGGGCGUCCUGGGUUGAUCUGCUGCCGGCAAUCUUUGGGGAUGACUGAGCUUGUAUGGCUUCAGCAAGAUUUACUUCAUGGUGCAAGAAGCUGUGAUGAUUCAGCGGCUGAGCUCCUCCUAACUGUGGGCCCCAACACAUCAGCCUGCCAGGCGCCCCGAGCCGCGGACUUUGACAAGGAUGGCGAUCUUGACCUUAUUCUUGCUGAGCCAGGCGCUGUGUACUUUCUGGAACGGUUGCCUUCUGGAGACCUGGCUCAGAAGCAGCUUCUCCUAGAGGUCGAUGCCAGGAUAUACACAUCGGCAGAGGCUGCGGACUGGAAUGGUGAUGGCCUUCCCGACCUCAUCAUUGGCACAGAAAAGGGGUUUAUGUACUUUGAGCGUUUGCACAGCGGGGGCUUCUAUCAACGCCGAGGCUCUGAUGCUCCUGAGGCAUUGACUCAUCAGAUGUUUGGAGAUGAAGGGUUCCUCAGUCACGGACCGUUUGCAGUGGCUCGCGUUGUGGAUUGGGAUGGAGACGGAGCGUUGGAUGUUGUCCUGUGCCAACGGGAUGGUGUGUUUCCGAAGAGCGAUCAUUGUCUGCUGCACCGCAGGGCGGCUGCUUGGAGGAGUGAUCCGGUGGAUAGCUCCAGUAAUCCAUUCGCGUUCCUAACGCAACAGCCGAUUGAGCAGGCGUUUGUUGUUGACUGGGACAGCCAGUAUGGCUCGGACCUGCUGCUGAGGGUUCAGCCUGAGGAUGCGCUGCAGCUGUUCCUUCGUCUGCCGGACGGACACCUGUCUACAAAUCCAGAGAUCGUGCCGCACCCGUGCGGCAAUGGCAUAGAGGUGAUCAAGGAUUGGGAUGGCAAUGGGCGGGCAGAUCUCCUGUGCAACAAAUGGGGAGAGCUGCACUUGUGGAGGCAGCUCCCAAACGGCACUUUUGCAGGACCAACGCUGCUUUAUGCCGAAGCUGUCGGCGGAGAGACCUUGUCUGACAUCGCAGAUUGGGAUGGCGAUGGGCUGAUGGACAUGUUGUUGAGCAACGGCCAGGUGGCCUUGCAAAGAGCAAACUUGUCAUGGGAGAUGGAUCCGCACGUCGAUUUGGAGAACUUCAGCACGUUUGAACAGGCAGUAGUCUGGUCCAAUGUGCCGCAGGUUUACCCAAGUGAACUCAAGAUUGUGGACUGGGACAGAGAUGGGGUUCUGGACGUGGUGGCCAUAGACCAUUUCGGCUCCGGAACAGAUUGGGCGAUCACGCCAAUCAUCAGAGGGAGUGAUUCCACGAUGAAGGCAUCCGAGAAAAUUGAAUUCACAUACAGCCCGUUACUUCCUCCGGCUUGGCCGCGGGGUAUGCAGCUUGUCGACUGGGAUGGUGAUGGCUUUGCGGAGCUGCUUGCCCUGCGCAGAGAGCCGGGGCCUUUCUUCACUGCAUCAAUUGAGAUGUGGUCCUCUGGCUGCCUACCCGCAAGUGCCUGCACAUUGAACGGCGCUUGCCAUGCAGCCACCAGCGAGUGCAAAUGCUAUGCAGGCUACUCCGCAGUCGAUUGCUCCCGGUGCGCUGCAGGCUACUACACCGACCUCACCCUGACAUGCCGGGCCUGCGCUGGCUUUGGUGGCUCCAACGUGUGUGCCGGCCGCGGCGCUUGCUAUGACGACCAUGCAGCCCAGGAAGCUGGGCUAAGAACAGGGAAUGGCUCGUGCGCUUGCUACGACCCAAAUUUUGGUGGAGAGGACGAGCAUGGCCUUUCCACCUGCCAGCUUGGAACGUGCAGCGUCGGGUAUGUCGAGGUUGGCGGCCAUUGCGUGCUAGACCAGCUCUACCUGAUUAUGGCAUCCAUUUUUGCGGUCUCCUUGCUGGCACUCUUCCUCUUGCCGCCCUGUGUGCUGGGUUGGGCCGUGCCGAUUGAGGACAUCUGCUUGGACGGAGGGGUGCUUGUGGUCACCACAGCAACUCCGCAUUACAUCCUUCAGCGACCCUGGGUGCGACCAAUGCUUAGGUGUGUUGGGACGGGGCAUCCCGUUGUAGCCGACAGCAAGACGUUUGUGGCCAAGCCAGUAGGCUCCCACCCGAACCACCUCGUGCUCAUGUCCGGCACUGCAGCAUGCACAGAGAAGGCCGAUGCAUCUUGCGGCUUUCUGCAGCUGAGCCGCCCCCGGGCAGCUCUCUGCACGGGCUACAUCUUGCCCUUCGGCGUCUUGUGGGCUGCAUUGCUGGUUACGGCCAUGGCGGUCCAUGCCUUCUUUGAAAUCUCAGUGACGCACACCCUCACUAGCCUCGGUGGUGCUGCCACAGUCUCUGCCUUGAUCCAUCUCUGGCUCCAACAUCGGGUCCGGACACCGCUGGCAAUGAGGUUGGCUGAGUUCAGUCAGGAAAUCGCCUGCGCGAUUCCGGAGCCCCAAGCCUCCCCGCGCGGAGCGGCGCGGGCGAUCAGCAUCACACAGCUGUUGAGCUUCUAUGAGAAGUUUCAUGUCUUCAUUCGGGACAGGAACAUGUACUAUGUGGUAACCAAUCUGCUGAAGCCCUUGACCAGCCCGGCACGAUUGUCAUACGCAGAUCUCGUUGGCCCUGGUGAGGUCCGCUGGUUCGUUAGCCAUUUUUGGGGGCAUGUGUUCCGAGACUUGGUGAGCUCUCUGCAACACCAUUGCAGCUGGUCUGGUGGGGAUCUAGGCAGUAUGAGCCGAUACUGGAUCUGCUCCUUCAGCAACAACCAGUGGGCCGUAGCCGAGGAGCUAGGAACAGAUUGUGAGACCUCCUCUUUCUUCCUGGCGAUCAAGAGCCCGACUUGCCAAGGGACGGUUAUGGUGCUGGAUGCCGAGGUGCAGCCGCUGUCAAGAUCCUGGUGCCUUUUCGAGGUCCUACAGACCCGCUUCCUGUCCUCCGAGCGAGCCGACAAUUUCAGGGGGCUGGUCUUCUCCACAUCGUCAGGCAUCCUGGGCA